GAUUUCCACUUUGUGAUGAACUAACAGCCUCUUUUUUCUGCAUAAAACCCAUAUUUUAUAUAUGUGUAUGUAUUUGUUUAUUAUUGUGACCUCCGGGACCAAUUGCUUGUAGAGGAGAUGGAGGAAUAAUAAUAGUGUUAGCAGUUAAAAUCUAGACUGGGGACCAGUACUUUUUUGCUAUAGAAAAAAGAAGAAGAAAGAAGAAGGCCCAAGUCUUCUAAAAUGUGUAAAAUGUUGAUCUAUUAUAUUGAGUGUUUCUCAAAUAUUCUAGCAUGAGUCAAUUCAAAGUUUGUACAAUUAUAUUGUAAAGAAUUGAUUGACUAUAUAUGUGAAUGUCUCAGCAACUUCUUCUGUUAGUGUUUAUUUUCAUUCAUUAUUUUAGCCGGUGUUAAUUUAAUGGCUGCAAUCUAUCUUUGAAUUAUUGUGUUAUGGAAGGAGAACAAAGGACACACUGCUAUGUGGGGUUUUAUAUAUCAGAGAUCUGAAACAAACAAGGAUAUAUAUUCAUAAUUUUUCUGCGACGAUGGAGUGGAAUGCAAAGUGGGACUGGGAAAACCUCGACACUUUCUGUUCGAAAUACAAUGGAGUUCCAAAUAAGUUAGAAACGACUGAAUGGGGAGUUCAAGAAGGAGAUAUCGAUGUUGGGUCUUUUCAUUUGUCUGGUGCCAUUGGUGAUUCUGCUUCUGAUGUCUGUCAUGCUUCAUCAGCAAAGAGCUCUGUUUCAGCUUCAACUGAUUGUUCAUCAAAGGGAAGAGUCAAAACAUCUAAGUUGAGUUUUGGUCCAUUAGGAGAAUAUUCAGCAGAUUUUAGCAAGAAGCAAGAGUCGGAAAGAGCUGAGCUAGUGAGAACUUCACCUUCACUGGACACUUCGGUAGGAUCUGCAGAGUUGUCAAUUGGCCUCAAACUUGGUAAAAGGACAUAUUUUGAGAACUGUUCUACUGGAAAUAACUCGUCUUCCUCAAAUAUACCUGUAGCAUCGGCUUCAACUGCAAAGAAACUCAGACCACCUUGUCAAAAUGCACCUGCACCACGAUGCCAGGUUGAAAACUGCAACCUGGAUCUUUCAUCAGCUAAAGAGUAUCACCGGAAACAUAGAGUUUGUGAAAGUCAUUCCAAAUGUUCAAAGGUUGUUGUGGGAGGUCUAGAACGUCGGUUUUGCCAACAGUGUAGCAGGUUCCACAGUUUGUUAGAAUUUGAUGAAAAAAAGCGAAGCUGUCGCAAGCGACUUUCUGAUCACAAUGCUCGCCGCCGCAAGCCGCAACACGAGACUAUCCACUUCAAAACUACUAGCAUGUCAUCAGUUUUUGAAGGGAGGCAACAGAUGAGUUUUGCUCCUAUGUCUCAGAGUCGACCUGCUGAAGAUUCUAAUUGGGAAUACAAGAACACCUACAAAUGUGCACUAGCCACGGAGCAUUUGCUUAAGCCUGAAAUAUCUAGUGUUGUCAAUAUGCAAAGUCACCUACCAUGGUCCAGGCUUCCGCAUGCCAUAAGCAUGCCAACUCAGGAUUCAGGUAGGCUUUUGCAAUUCAAGGGAAGUUCAGAAGGAUGCCGACAAGGCAUCCCAGAGUCAGUGUUCUCAUCCAACUUGGACGCAGCGACAGAUCUUCAUUGUGCUCUCUCUCUUCUGUCAACUAAUUCCUUGGGUUCGUGUGACCAAGGGUCUGCUAAUCAUAACUACUCUGUGAAUGCAACUUAUAAGAAUAUUUCCCCUCAAAUGAUGCAUGCAAUACCCCAAAACUUGCCCUCUGCUUCAUCGGAGUGCUGGCAGAGUGAGGAUACACACAUAUUGGCUUCAAACAUUACAUGUGGAAGCAACUAUCAAGAAAAUCAGUUUUUCUCAGCACCGUAUGGCAAUGGUUUCUAUUCCAGCUAGCCGAUUAGGUGCUUUAAAGCUUUUAUCACCAAUGUUAAUACUUGCGCAUUCUGAAUCAUACAAUUAAGCAACUUAGUAUAUGUAAACAAGUAAUGGACCUGUGCAUGGAGCUUAUGCUUUUUAGGGCUCCUCACGACCUUCAAGCUUCUUUAUUUUGGAAUUCUUUUAUGAUUUUCUGAGA
Molecule: messenger RNA, 2054 nt
Organism: Daucus carota subsp. sativus
Lineage: Eukaryota; Viridiplantae; Streptophyta; Magnoliopsida; Apiales; Apiaceae
Product: squamosa promoter-binding-like protein 3
Exons: 5
Coding region: 524-1873 (449 amino acids)
Cellular component (GO): nucleus
Molecular function (GO): DNA binding
Source: RefSeq, a predicted model, not a curated record